Messenger RNA from Vombatus ursinus (common wombat), 2620 nucleotides. It is a transcript of the gene VIPR1, whose product is annotated as vasoactive intestinal peptide receptor 1. Bases 192 to 1529 code for a protein of 445 amino acids. The transcript is spliced from 13 exons. The record is from RefSeq and is a predicted model, not a curated record. Lineage: Eukaryota; Metazoa; Chordata; Mammalia; Diprotodontia; Vombatidae. Gene Ontology annotation, cellular component: plasma membrane. Gene Ontology annotation, molecular function: peptide hormone binding; vasoactive intestinal polypeptide receptor activity; G protein-coupled peptide receptor activity. Gene Ontology annotation, biological process: adenylate cyclase-modulating G protein-coupled receptor signaling pathway; cell surface receptor signaling pathway.
GAGCGAGAUUGGAGAAGCCUUAAAACCGUCUGCGUCCCGAUCGGCUCACUUCUGCCUCCCCUGGCCAGAGGCGCAGCCCGGGAGGAGGCGAGAGUGCCCAGAGGAACCUCUGCUUCAUCUCCCCGGCAAGCCCAGGUUCAGACUCACUCGGCAGCCAAGUUGGGCAGAGACGAGCAGGGGCUCCCGGCCCCAUGGAGGCGACCCUCAAGUGCCUGUGGGUCUGCGCCCUCCUCGGUCCCGUGGUAGCCAACCUCCUGCAAGAAGAAUGUCUCAUAGUACAGAGCAUAGAGUUGGAGCGGGAAAAGUGCUUGAAAUAUGAACAAAUAGAAAAUGUGACUGAAGGCUGCCGGCAGAUGUGGGACAAUAUCACGUGCUGGCCACCAGCUGCCUGGGGCCAAGUGGUCAUCAUGCCCUGCCCCAAGAUCUUUGAACACUUGUUCUCAAGCCAGGGUGGUAACGUGACCAGGACAUGCACCAUCAAAGGAUGGACAGACUUGGUCCCAGCUCCCUACCCUAUUGCCUGUGGCUCUGAUGACAACUCAACAACACCCCGUGAUAAGCAAUCUUUCUAUGGCUCUGUGAAGACUGGAUACACUAUAGGCCACAGCCUUUCCCUCAUUGCACUCACCAUAGCCAUGGUCAUCCUAUGUGUGUUCAGGAAGCUGCACUGCACCCGCAACUACAUCCACAUGCACCUGUUCACAUCCUUCAUCCUUCGGGCAGUUGCUGUCUUCCUCAAAGACACUGUCCUCUUCCUAGUCCUCGAGGAUGACGGAUGCUCCCAAGGCUCAGUAGGCUGCAAAGCCACCAUGGUAUUCUUCCAAUACUGCAUUAUGGCCAACUUCUUCUGGCUGCUGGUAGAAGGCCUCUACCUUCACACCCUGCUGGCCAUCUCCUUCUUCUCUGAACGGAAAUACUUCUGGUGGUACAUCCUCAUUGGCUGGGGGGUCCCUGGCUUGUUCAUCACUGCAUGGGCACUCACCAGACUCCAUUUUUACAACAUUGGGUGCUGGCAGAACAUUCAGUCUCCAUCCUGGUGGAUCAUUAAGGCACCCAUUUUGGCUUCUAUAUUGGUGAACUUCAUUUUCUUCAUCCUCAUCAUCCGAAUUCUGGUUCAGAAGCUACACCCCCCAGACAUGGGGAGAAAUGAGAGCAGCCAAUAUAGGAGACUGGCCAAAUCAACACUGCUGCUGAUCCCGCUCUUUGGUGCGCACUACAUCAUGUUUGCCUUCUUCCCAGACAACUUUAAGAAAGAAGUGAAGGUGGUGUUUGAGCUUAUUUUGGGCUCUUUCCAGGGCUUUGUGGUAGCUGUUCUGUACUGCUUCCUCAACGGGGAGGUCCAGGCAGAGUUCAAACGUAAAUGGCGGCGGUGGCGCCUGGAACGAUUCUUGGGCCCGGACCUCAAGUACCACCACCCAUCUGUGGCUAGCAAUGGCUCCAACUUCAGCACACAGAUCUCCAUGCUGACACGGACCAGCCCUAAGGACCGACGCUCCUCCAGUAUCCAGGCUGACUUUUCGCUAGUCUGACCAGGGCAUCUCUCUCCCCAGGGUCCCCAACCCUCUCCUAUAUAUCAGAGUAUUGGUCACAGAAAGGGGCAGGCAAAGAGGCACUCAAGAUGAAAAGACUGUAAGCUAGAGGAAAGCCUGCCUCAGACAGGAUGCCUCUUAGAUUCUUCUGCUCUGUUAGAAUCCUUUGAUUGGCUUCCAGAGGCAUAGCUAGCCCACGGUCUGGAAGCUCAAACAUUCUUGGAGUUCCCCAGGCUUAACUAGGUUCUAUCCCAUGAGCUGUCCCCUAUCCUGGUCCUCAGACCCAGGAGCUGCCACAGCUCAAGUGACAUGGGGCCAGGGGAGAGGGAUAAGUGGGAAGGGCUCAGGUCUCCGGGAAGCUCACAAAUUCCUCUCUAGCCUUGGCAAAUCCAUGUGGCCCCUGGAGGAAACUACUGGACAGGUAGAGAGAAAUCCUCCAUCUCUCUCUGCAGGGAACCAUGUCCUUUUUUUUUUUUUUUUUUUUGCCAGUCACAGAUGGUGAAAGCAAACUGCCCUUUGGCAAAAAGAUCCUGGGCAAAGGCAGAAGUCUGCAAAAUGGUAUAUGUGUCUAUGCACAUAUAUGUGGGAAGAAGAUAUCUAAUAUGUAUGGCAGAGCAAGGAGAAGAAGAAGUCAGCCCAUCUCCAUUAUAUGACCGAGGAAGUGUGAAGAGGGCAGAAGGCUGAGACCUAAGAUGCACCUCCCCACAGAUUCAAGGAGGAGAGCCUGUACACUCUCUCCUGGGUUCCUUGGGCUUCCUGCUGCUCAGACAAGAGGGAAGGGUUGUAGAGGAUGGGGAAUGGGAAAGCAUGUUUGGAGAUGUCACAUUCAGUGUGGGGUAGGGGAAAGAGUCCUGGAUUCAAAGUUGGGAGACCAGGAUUUGAAACCCAGCUCUGUUACUUACUAGCUGUGUAGCUCUAAGCCAGUCACAUCCCUUUUCUGGGACUCAGUUUCUUCAUCUGUAAAUGGGUUAAUAAUACUUGUCACCUACCUCACAGAGCUAUUGUUAAGAAUCAAGUGAAAUGAUGUAUGUGCAACCCUUUGUAGCCAAAAAGUAAUAUGGAAAUAUAAGCUAUGGUUAUUAUUAUCCGCA